CACGGUGAAUCGCCAUCAGAUUCAGAAUGGGAACGGGUUCGAGUUUUGGCUUGCUCGUUGAACUGUCGGCACAGAGACUGAUCAGUGCUUGGGACGCGUGUUUGGCGUGCAGAUCGCGGUCGAGAACUUCGCAACGAAAUUUCACACUCGCAGCGGAAUUUAUUGUGAUAAGAGCACACGGUACUUGAGACCGGUCAACAAAAAUCGACAGUACUGAGCAACUGGGUCUCAGUUGCUCUGCGCACAGUGAAACGAACACAAAUCAGGGAAAAAUGCUGCCACGUUGUAAUCUAAUCGCGGUACUCUGCAUGUGCCUCUGCCUGUUCCUUGGACUGGCUGAGUCACGUUCGCGGAGCAAAGCUCUGACGAUAACGAAUUUUGUGCCGCUCAAUGGCGGUUCCUCCGCCCACGUGGAGUCUCUGCUGGGCAGCACUCGACCAAAUCCGGAUACGUACAAGACAAUACGUAAUGCGUUCUCACACUACGAGGAAUCGCGAUCGCUGGGCUACGAUCUGGAGCUGAACGCACGCGAACUGGAGGCCAAUGCGACCAUUAUGAAGGCGAAACUCACUGAGUAUUCAGAGGGUGAAAUUACACCGCAUCUGUUCAAGCCAUCUCAGCAUAUUUUCAAAGUACUCGAGGCCAUCGAUAAGACGGACCUCUUCAGGAUGCUCAAACGCAUGCCAAAGGGUGCAGUUCUGCAUGCUCAUGACACGGCUCUGUGCAGCACGGCAGCCAUCAUCCAGCUGACCUACAAUGAUGAUCUGUGGGUUUGCCAGCAAACCAACGACUUGAGUGCCUCAUCCCUGCGCUUCGCUAAGCAGAAGCCUGAGGCCUUGACGGAUCCCGAUUGUGACUGGAGUCUGCUGUCGGAAGUGCGCAACAAAUAUGGAGCCGAAAAUGUAGAUGAAUAUUUGUCGGAGCGUUUGACUCUGUAUCCCACCACGGACUUUGUAGACGUUAAUGCUGCGUGGUCCAAGUUCAUGGAGAUUUUCGGACUCCUCGAUGGAUUGGUAAUGUAUGCGCCAGUCUGGGGCGAAUACUAUUACAAGGCGCUGGAGGAGUUUUAUGCCGAUGGUGUGCAGUAUCUGGAAUUCCGCAGCAUACUGCCAACGCUUUACGAUAUGGAGGGUACUGUCUAUACGCCGCUGGACACCGUUCGCAUAUAUGUGGAGACUCUGGAACGUUUCAAAAGCAAGCCGGAGCAUAAGGACUUUAUUGGUUCACGAUUGAUCUAUGCGCCAUUGCGCAACACCGAUCCAAAGGGUGUCUUGGGUUACAUUGAAAUCCUCAAGCAAGUUAAGGCGAAUUAUCCGGACUUUUUGGCAGGUUUCGAUUUGGUCGGCCAGGAAGAACUGGGGCGUCCACUUAGGGAAUUUGUUGAUGAACUGCUGCAAGUACCGGAGGAUAUUGACUUCUUUUUCCAUGCGGGAGAAACUAAUUGGUAUGGUUCCUCUGUCGAUGAGAAUCUGAUUGACGCCUUGCUGCUGGGCACAAAGCGCAUCGGUCAUGGCUUCGGUCUAGUCAAGCAUCCGGUUGUGCUGCACAUGGUCAAGAAAUUGAAUGUAGCUAUCGAAGUGAAUCCCGUAUCGAAUCAGGUGUUGCAAUUGAUCAGUGAUUUCCGUAAUCAUCCCUGCUCACAAUUCUUUGCUGAUGGCUAUCCAGUUGUCAUAUCCUCCGAUGAUCCAUCAUUCUGGAAGGCCACUCCAUUGACGCACGACUAUUACAUUGCUUUCCUGGGCAUUGCCUCUCAGCAUUCGGAUUUGCGAUUGCUCAAGAAAUUGGCACUCAACUCAAUUCAAUACAGUUCCCUCUCCGUCGACCAGAAAGCCGAGGCGCAGGCCAAGUGGCAGAUCAAGUGGGAUGAAUUCCUGGACUAUGUGAACAAUGUUCAACAAAAUGGAGCAUCGCAUAGUCAACACCUCGAUUGACUAGCACGGGUGGUGGCAGUGCUUCUGGUCACGUUCUCCCUCCUCCUGAACACCGGCCUUUGGCACUAGUCGGAAAUCAAUCCCUCAAAGCUAGCUGACAAUCGAGGAAACCGCGCUUAUACUCAGUUCUAACACAAGACUCCUUAUUCACGCAUACUAUGCUCAUCCGCAUUCGUUGUAGACUAAUUAAUAUUGAUUAGUGUUUAAGUAUAAAGUUUAGUUCUACUACACACUCGACUUCCACAACUAAGCACGCUUAGUACAUAAGAGAUUUGGCACUUUAAUCAAUUUGUUUAUAAGCUGUAUUUUGUACUAAAAACAAUUUGAAUAAAUAGCUCGGUCGUAGCCGCAAUUCAUGUUCAAAAUGUGCAUUCAGAAUGCCCACGAAAAGGAACCACAUGAUAAUUGUAAUGAGAAAUGCAGUCAAGCAUUGCCAACCACACAUGUAUCUAGAGAUGGCACAUUUGCUAAUCAAUAACAGGCUGCAGAGGCCAGCAAGUAAUUUAUAAGAUGCACUUAAUUUGAUAUUUUUAAUAUAUGUAUAUUUGCAUAGCAUUUUCGCAUCUUUCAAGAAUAUUUUGGAAUUAUAUAAAAUUAUCGCGUUGUACAAACCAUCAUUAUUAUUAAAUUUA
Molecule: messenger RNA, 2563 nt
Organism: Drosophila grimshawi
Lineage: Eukaryota; Metazoa; Arthropoda; Insecta; Diptera; Drosophilidae
Gene: Adgf-A
Product: adenosine deaminase 2
Exons: 4
Coding region: 273-1931 (552 amino acids)
Biological process (GO): inosine biosynthetic process; adenosine catabolic process
Molecular function (GO): adenosine deaminase activity
Source: RefSeq, a predicted model, not a curated record